AAUGUUUGAUAUCUGAUGUGAAAAUUUUUUGAUGAUCCGAACAUUCAUUUGAAUGGUUAUUUAAUGUAUGUAUGUUUCACAGGAUCACUGUUGCUUUGGAAUAGGAGAGUAUGAGAUAGAGAAGAUGCGUGAUAUGAAAAAAUGUUGCUGGAAGAGGCAAAUAUUAAUCACUAAACUUAUGACUUAUACCACUGUUUAAGGUUUCUUGUUUUCUAUCAGUAAACUUAUGCCACAGUUUAAGGUUCCUUGUAAGGAUGGUUUUGGUGGCUGGGAAAAGGGUGAAAAUUGUAAAGAAGCAUAGACGUCGCUUCACAAGGCAUGAAUCCGAUCGUUACCAUCGCUUGCGUCCAAAUUGGCGUAAACCAAAGGGUAUUGAUAAUCGUGUUCGAAGAAGGUUCAAGGGACAGCGCCGCAUGCCGAAAAUUGGUUAUGGUAAUGCCAAAGUGACACGGCAUAUGCUGCCAAACGGAUUUAGGAAAGUACUGAUACACAAUGUUAAGGAUUUGGACAUGUUGUUGAUGCAGAAUAAAAGGUUUGCUGGUGAGGUGGCGCAUGGUGUAUCAUCGAAGAAACGGAAGAGUAUUGUGGAACGGGCGCAACAGCUUAAUAUCAAACUGACCAAUGGACAUGCAAAAAUCAGAUCUGAGGAAAAUGAAUAAACUGAUUCCAUUAGAAUCAAAUGGUGGGGGUGGUUGUUAAAAAGUAGAUUUAGAACAUUUUGUUCGUUUUUUACUAAAGUGGAAAUAUGGAAAGAAAUCCUGAGAGUUUGGUUUUUUUUUCGAAGAUGUUUUUUUUUUCUGUUUCAUAUGUCGCG
This is a messenger RNA of Loa loa (African eye worm), 814 nucleotides long. Its product is annotated as 50S ribosomal protein L32. The transcript is spliced from 3 exons. Gene Ontology annotation, molecular function: structural constituent of ribosome. Lineage: Eukaryota; Metazoa; Nematoda; Chromadorea; Rhabditida; Onchocercidae. The record is from RefSeq and is a predicted model, not a curated record. Gene Ontology annotation, cellular component: cytosolic large ribosomal subunit; ribosome. Gene Ontology annotation, biological process: translation. Bases 255 to 659 code for a protein of 134 amino acids.